GUCGUUUGUCAGAGCUGUACUAGGGUGAAUGUAAAUGAUGCUACUACAAACAGAAUUUAUAAAAAUCGACGACGCCCUGGACAUCUGCUGCUCCAUGGAGGAGGAUCUGUACGAGUGUCUGAGUACUGUGCAGGACAUGAACCGGAAGUACAAUGCACCCGGACGCUACAUCAUCUCCAUGGAGCCCUUCGCCGAGGACUUUCCACUGAGCAGCAGCAAAUCCACGGAUUUGGAUGCGACAUCCAUGCGAAGUUGUGACUCCGAGCUGGACAUGCUAGGCCAACUGUAUGGGGCCAGAAGUGCCCAGGAGCUGGAUGAGUCGUACGUUGAAGUGCGCUAUAAGUUCAUCAAGCUGAAGCGUGACAUCGAGGGCACCUUUAUCCAUUUUCUAAGGAUCGUUGACUGUGCGGAUCGCCAGGAAAAGAUUUCACAUCGCAUGGUGAAGGGCUCGCAGAAUGGCAAGAUAAAGCUGUGCAGCCACUAGGAAUGCAAAUUUCUAGCAACUAUUCCAUCAAACUCUGAGAGCGUGUGUAAACUGCAAAUUGUGCCGACACUUUGCAGCUUUUAUUAAAAAUUACUGUCACCAUUA
Molecule: messenger RNA, 589 nt
Organism: Drosophila santomea
Lineage: Eukaryota; Metazoa; Arthropoda; Insecta; Diptera; Drosophilidae
Exons: 1
Coding region: 35-484 (149 amino acids)
Source: RefSeq, a predicted model, not a curated record